Molecule: messenger RNA, 267 nt
Organism: Hydatigera taeniaeformis
Lineage: Eukaryota; Metazoa; Platyhelminthes; Cestoda; Cyclophyllidea; Taeniidae
Source: the annotation of a GenBank genome assembly
AUGGGUGCAAGGUGGACAGCUCUGUCUGGAUCCAAGGCUUUGGUCAGGAGGGUUACGCAGACUGGUGACGAAGUUCGGCUCGUAGUCGCUCCACUGCCUCCUCAUCUCCCAUCUCGUAUUCAUGAAACUGUUGCCUUAGUCUUAGACGAUUAUGCUGAUCCUGCUGCUGGUAAUAAUUUUGGAGAUACUGGCGUUGCUCCUGCCGUUGGUGCUGGUACUGAUGGUGGUUGUGUUGGCACUGGAAGGGGCUGUAGUGGACCUCCUUAG